Molecule: messenger RNA, 1332 nt
Organism: Prunus dulcis (almond)
Lineage: Eukaryota; Viridiplantae; Streptophyta; Magnoliopsida; Rosales; Rosaceae
Product: vegetative cell wall protein gp1-like
Exons: 4
Coding region: 56-1117 (353 amino acids)
Source: RefSeq, a predicted model, not a curated record
UACUUGUUCUGCUAGCUAGAAUGUUCAUCUCACAUCCUUAGCUAAUAUAUCUACAAUGGCUUUCAAAGCUAUGCUUCUGCUUGCUACUAUUCUCUUAGUUACUGCAAGGGUUUCCUCAGAUGAUCAUCCAGAGAAAAACGCAAAGUUUUGGGGGCUAUUUCCUUGGGAGGAUUGGGAUGAACCACCAUUGAAUAUCCCAAUCCCAAUACCGACACAAUCUCCACCACCGCCACCACCUCCAGCCAAACCAGCGGCUCCGGUGAAGGCACCGGCUCCAGUUCCACCUCCAGCGAAAGCACCUGCACCAGCUCCUGUGUACCCACCACCUUCGGCUCCGUCUCGGAAAAAGGACGGCGAUGACUCCUUUUUCCCAGGAGGAGGCGUUAUCCCACCGUUCGUUCCCGUUCCACCGGUCUUCCCAAUUGUACCGCCUGUUCCAAUAUCGGGCGGCGGAACCCGGAGCCCGUGCACAACUGGUCCCCCUCCCAGCACCAAACCGUCACCCUCACCCGACACCAAAACUCCAAACAACUCCCGUCAAUGCACGUGCGCUCCUCCAGUUCCAGUAGUGAAGAACCCUAACCCUAAUCCUCAGAUCAAGGCCCCGCCUGCUCCACCCUCUCCCAUCACGUCCCCAUCCACUCCACCAUCACCACUUCCCAAAAGGGCAACGGCGCCGCCUUUACCUCCGAAGAAUAAGGGACCGCCUCCACCACUACCGUCGGACGAGGAGGAGGGAGCACCGGAGGAGGCACCAGCUCCCUCGCCAAAACCUCUGGGGAAAGCACCACCUCCAAUACCUCUAGCGAAAGCACCGCUGCCGCCUCCACCUCCGAAGAUUAAGGCGGCACCAGCUUCCUCCUCAAAACCUUGUCCGAAAGCACCGCCUCCGAAACCUCUGGUGGACGCACCUGCUCCGAAACCUAAUCGGGUGCCCAAAGCACCCCCUCCGAGGCCUAAUCGGGUGCCCAAAGUACCAGCUGCACAACCUCCACAAAAAGGACCUAGGAGACCUAAUGGGGAACGGAGAGCACCUGCUCCAAAAAUGGAUCGGUUGCGAAAAGCACCCGCCCCAGAACCGCUCCUGAAUGAACCGGCUCCGAUAUUGUUACGCUGACAUGUUCUUGAAAUUUUGGAAUCAAGUUUUUUCCUAUUUUUCCCUCUCUUGAGUUCAUGUCACGUACGCUGUACAAGUAUGAGAGAGGCAAAAAAGAAAAUAACAAAAAUAAAAGGCUUUUCUCUCGUUGUUAAUUUUGUAAUCCAUCGUAUCCUCCUAUCUAUGCAUAUCAUAAAAUAAAAUGGGCAAUUCAAUAGACCCCUUUGAGUAUCCAA